This is a messenger RNA of Pipra filicauda (Wire-tailed manakin), 2040 nucleotides long. Its product is annotated as serpin B6-like. Bases 116 to 1258 code for a protein of 380 amino acids. Gene Ontology annotation, cellular component: cytoplasm. The record is from RefSeq and is a predicted model, not a curated record. NCBI's taxonomy places the organism in Eukaryota, Metazoa, Chordata, Aves, Passeriformes, Pipridae. Gene Ontology annotation, biological process: negative regulation of endopeptidase activity. Gene Ontology annotation, molecular function: serine-type endopeptidase inhibitor activity. The transcript has 7 exons.
GACAAGUCAUUCUGCUGACUUCUCCCAGCCCAGCUGUUUAAAACACAGCAUGCACACGCAGGAGUAAGCUGAAGGUACAGCUGAAGAUCUAUAGACUUAGAGAAGAUUUGAAACCAUGGCAAGCCUGUGUGCAGCAAAUACCACUUUUGCCCUGGACCUCUUAAGAAAGCUGUGUGAGAAGAAAAGUGGUCAGAAUCUAUUCUUUUCCCCUUUUAGUAUUUCUUCUGCUUUGUCUAUGGUUUUGCUGGGUUCAAAAGGUAACACCGAAGCCCAGAUAACAAAGGUGCUUUCUCUGAACAAAGCUGAGGAUGCUCACAAUGGGUAUCAAUCCCUUCUCUCUGAAAUUAACGAUCCAAACACCAAAUACAUCCUGAGAACUGCAAACCGGCUUUAUGGGGAAAAGACGUUUGAGUUUCUCCCAUCAUUUCUAGAGUCGAGUCAGAAAUCCUACCACGCUGGACUGGAACCGACUGACUUCAUGAACGCUUGGGAGGAUUCCAGAAAACAAAUCAAUGGCUGGGUAGAGGAAAGGACUGAAGGUAAAAUUCAGAACCUGUUGGCGGAGGGGGUUCUUGAUUCCCUGACCAGACUUGUGUUGGUGAAUGCCAUCUAUUUCAAAGGCAACUGGGAAAAGCAGUUCAACAAAGUGGGAACGGCAGAAAGGCCAUUUCAUAUUAACAAGAAUGAGACCAAGCCUGUGCAGAUGAUGUUCAAGACAGACAUAUUUAACAUGACCUAUAUUGGAGACUUGCAGACCAAAAUCCUUGAGCUGCCCUAUGUCGGUAAUGAACUCAGCAUGAUCAUCCUGCUCCCUGAUGCAAUCCAGGAUGGAUCCACGGGCUUGGAAAGACUGGAAAGAGAACUUACAUAUGAGAAGCUGAGAGACUGGAUCAGUCCUGAAAUGAUGUACUCUACAGAGGUGAGGGUGUCUUUACCCAGAUUUAAACUGGAAGAAGAUUAUAAUCUGAAACCCAUUCUGAGCUGCAUGGGAAUGCCUGAUGCAUUUGACUCGGGGAAGGCAGACUUCUCGGGAAUGUCAUCUGGCAAUGAGCUGGUGCUCUCUGAAGUGGUUCACAAGUCCUUUGUGGAAGUCAACGAAGAAGGCACUGAAGCAGCUGCUGCCACAGCGGCAAUAAUGAUGUUCACGACCAGUGUAAGGAUCAUUCCGGAUUUCACUGCUGAUCAUCCCUUCCUCUUCUUCAUCCGGCACAACAAAUCUUCCAGCAUUUUGUUCUGUGGCAGGUUUUGCUCUCCCUGAAGAGGAGUUGUCUUGGCAGGAUAGGGGCCAUUACACAAUAAAGAUUUCUCUAGAACAGGGUGACUCCUUUUGCACUAAUUGCCUCUUUGAGCUGUGCCUGAACCCUCUUCUGUGGUCUUGAUCUGGGGCUUGGCAAGAAUAACAGAGCUGCUUAGAGCUCCACAGCAAGCGCUGUGUAAAACACCUCUCUCCCUGUGCACCUGUGUGGAGGUUCUUGCUGACAGAAGUAACAUCCCACUUGCUCAGCGAAGGCUUCUCCUGUCCUUGACUUGACUUUUAGUGUCCAUGAGGCCGAGUCGGGCACUGACAGCGCGUGAGAGAGCAGAAGUUACUUUUGCUUCUGACAAGGCUGGAGCACCUUUUUAGCUGCACUCCCCUUUCUUCCUCCAGUCUCAUCCAUUUAGUGCCUUGAUCCAUUCCCUAGAGCUGAAAGGAGUCUUUUGCAGCCUGUUCCAGGUGUUGCUGAGCACCCUGCCUAGAUGGUUUUUUUUUUGUCUACUAACUGGACAAGGACUUGGGCAGGAAUGGGAAUGAAAGUAUGUUUUUGUCCCAGAUGUCCUUAUGGGGUGUUUGUGGGUUGAGAACCUUUGUUUCAUCACCAUAGCACCCCUGGGUUUAUUACCUGUCUCCUGGUUCUAGUCCUUUAACAAAGAAUGUGGUUUAAUGGUAUAAUACCAAUGAUAGAGCUGCAACAGUUCCCUGACAUAGGGCUGUGUUUUGAGCUUUCUGUUCCUGAAAUAAUAAAAGCACUGUAGGAGUCUGUUCCUUUUUUCAACCAUAAA